Molecule: messenger RNA, 3986 nt
Organism: Salmo salar (Atlantic salmon)
Lineage: Eukaryota; Metazoa; Chordata; Actinopteri; Salmoniformes; Salmonidae
Source: RefSeq, a predicted model, not a curated record
UUUUAAUCAGAUCUAUUGCAUUUACAGACAUGAAUGUGAAUUAGGCAAACUGAUACAUUAAUUCAAAAUACAGAUACCAGAUUGAGGCUUUUGAGCAGCAGGAUCAUUGAGCACUCUGUAUCAGUAAGUCAUGAAAUUGUUUUCCUUUACAUUGCAUGAUACUAGGGAGGAGGCUGUGGGCCAGUGGGAGGUCAGGGCUCUCUCUUUCUAGUAUUCUCUACCUCCCCGUCUCUCCAGGUGCUACUAAAACAGACUGGUCCAAGAACAUCUGGAGCUUUCUGACUACCUGCGAUCUCUCCAGAGCACAGAGAAGGACACAAUGUCCAGUACUGAGUCCGAGGUUAGCGUUGCAGGUUCGGUGGUGUCAGACCCUCAACACUCUCAGAAACUUCUCAAGGCCCUUCGCUCCUUUUGGCAAGAACAAUGCUUCCAAGACGCAGUGUUAGUACUGGACGGGGAAAAGAUUCCAGUCCAGAAAAACAUUUUGGCUGCGGCUAGUCCAUACAUCAGAACAAAACUGAACUACAACCCUCCAAAGGAAGAUGGAUCCAUGUACACCAUUGAGCUCCAGGGUAUCUCUGUCACUAUCAUGAAGCAGAUCCUGGACUACAUCUUUAGUGGGGAGAUCAGUCUGAGUGAGGACACCAUUCAGGACAUGGUUCAGGCUGCUGACCUGCUGCUUCUGACAGACUUGAAGUCCCUGUGCUGCCAGUUCCUAGAGAGCUGCAUUGCUGCAGAGAACUGCAUUGGGAUCCGGCUCUUCUCUCUACAUUACUGUCUGCACCAUGUUCACCAUGUUGCCACAGACUUCCUCCAGACACAUUUCCGUGAUGUGGCUGCCACGGACGAGUUCAGGGAGUUACCCCCAGACCGGCUGUGUGAGAUCCUGUCCAUGGAGAAGCUCAACGUGGGCAAUGAGAAGCAUGUCCUGGAGGCUGUGGUGCGCUGGCUCGGUCAUGACCUGGAGGAACGGAGGGUGCACAUGAAAGAGGCAAUGUCAUCAGUGUGGAUCCAGGGCCUGGACCAAGGUUACCUGAGGGAGCAGGUGUUGGGAGAGCCCCUGAUGAGGGAGGUGAUCAGGGAGUACUGCAACGCUCCACUGGGGGGUGCUGCACUGCAGGGCGAGGCUCUUCUAGCUGCCUUCAAACCUCGUGGAUACUCGGAGUGCAUCGUCACUGUAGGGGGGGAGGAGAGAGGAACGAGGAAGCCGUCAGCCAUGGCACGCUGCAUGUGUCCGCUCUAUGAUCCAAACCGUCAGCUGUGGAUCGAGCUGGAACCAAUGAGCAUUGGCCGAAUAGGGCAUGGGGUGCUGGCUGCAGAGGGCUACCUCUUUGUGAUGGGUGGUAUGGAUGAAACUAAGAUGGUCCUGAGCAGUGGGGAGAAAUAUGACCCAGACACAAACACCUGGACCCCCAUUCCUUCCAUGAAACAGGCUAGGCAGAACUUUGGUGUUGCAGAGCUGGAUGGGAUGAUCUAUGUUUUGGGAGGAGAGGAUGAGGACAUAGAGCUCCUGACUGUGGAGGUUUUCGACCCUCACUUUAACACCUGGACAACCCAAACCAGCAUGACAAUGGUCCGCAAGAUUGGCUGCUAUGCCACCAUGAAAAAGAAGAUCUAUGCCAUGGGUGGUGGGUCAUAUGGAAAGCUGUACGACUCAGUAGAAUGCUAUGAUCCGAAGACCAAGCAGUGGACUGCAAUCUGCCCUUUGAAAGAGAGAAGGUUUGGCUCAGUGGCAUGUGGUGUGGGUCAGGAACUCUAUGUGUUUGGAGGGGUGAGGAGCCGUGACUCAGACAACCCAGAAUCCAGCACCAUGACCACCUGCAAGUCUGAGUUUUUCCAUGAUGAGAUGAAAAGAUGGAUGUACCUUGAUGACCAGACUCUCUGUGUUCAGACCAGUUCCUCUUUUGUGUAUGGAGCUGUCCCCAUUGGUGCCAGCAUCUAUGUGGUGGGAGACUUAGACACUGGUACAACCUAUGACUAUGUGAGGGAAUUCCGUCGCAGCUCGGGGACGUGGCACCGCACCAAGCCCAUGCUGACAUCUGAUCUGUGCAAGACUGGCUGUGCAGCCCUGCGCAUCGCUAACUGCAAACUGUUCCGUCUGCAGCUGAAACAGGGCCUGUUUAGACUCAGGGUCCCGUCCUCCUAGAUGGAGCUCAUUUAGGUGCUCUGUCUCCACACUCACACAUUGGCUAUGGGCACAGCAAUGGAACAUGAGAAUGGAGGUUGAAGGGACGUCCAAAGGGGAUGUUUGGAGUAUUUAUCUGCAUAUUUUGGUGGCUUUCUUAGGUUCCAUCAUGGUAUUAUUCUAUGUGUGGGUACUUGCUUGAAGAGGGACGGCUUUUUAAACAUGACGUUAUUUCAUAUGCAAUUUAACAAUGGGUAUGAUUUGUAAAUACGUUUUACUGACCAUUUACCCAUUGCUUUUUGUUUACUUCAUUUUUGCUGCUGCUUGGUGGGUUUUAAAGAAUUUAACGCAAAUUUUAAGGGGAGAAAAGCAAGAAUGCAGUAGUACUGUCAUUCAUUGUAGCAUAGGUGGUCAUUUUUAAGGGAAAUCUAUACCCGUUUCUAACACUGCAUUUUUUUAUUUUUGUUAAAGAUGAGUCGCUGAAUGACAGCUAGAGAGACAUGGCAUUUUCGUUGUUACUUUAUAGUAGCUAAGGGAUUCGUGGCCUUUGAAUAGACCUGGGCAAUAUGGAUAAAUCCAUAAAUAUAUUGUGACUGAAUUGUCACGAUAACGAUACGAUAAAUGUAUAACAUUAAUGUGCAUCAGUUACUUUUUACAUUAUCCUUAGGUACAACACUCAAAGUAUUAGUUAUCACUUGUCCUGUUAGCAUUCGUCCAUAUUAGCAGCCUUAUUUCGUUUCAAACUUGACAUUUCUUUAGUAUAGACUACUUAUCGAUAUCAGUAAAAUGCCCUCGUGGUGGGUUUGGUUGGUGGCAAUAAUUUUUCUGGUUUAUCAUGACAACUAGAGCUACACAAGGAGACUUCUAAAAGAACAGAUGUGGUUUUACUUGUUCCCUUAGCUAUGGAACUUGUAGCCUAUAAAAUAAACAAAAUGUCGUCUUUACCCACAAACUUAACUUAAAAUGGACUGUUUUUAAAUAGACAGCUUUGAAUGAGUAAUGCCAGAAGCUGGAGCAUACUUUGUAUUGAAAUGGUAACAGGUUUUAUAUAACAUUACUGUAUCUUAAGUGAAAUCUCUUUGGGACGUGCGUGUUUAGUGAAUGUAAAGCUGAGUUAAGCCCCUUUCUGCCAUUGGUUUACCCUUAACCAAGCACUCUAGGCACAGUGUGGGCCAGAAAUGGAUUUAGAGUUACUGGUGUCACUCUUAAGUUGCUGGAUGUAUUUUGCUGAUGACUUUUGAACUGGCUUUCUAGUCAGUGUGGAUGAUUUUUUUGGCAUCUGUUGACCCCAUUUGUUCUGUGUGAGUUACAGCAGUUGCUGUCCAUCCCAUUUGAAGGGAAACUUGUCUCUCACACGCUACAGAACUCACAGAAACAUAUGAAAAAAAAAUGCAUUCACACGCCUUUAUGAAGCCAACAGAGCUCAGGACACCUCUGAAAAGCACCAAGAACAAAUGUAAGAACGGGUAUCACAAUUUACACUUAACACUGUAUACUUGCAGCAUGUUAGUGUAUUGCUUAGAGACUCAACAUUCCAUAGUGUCACUCUCACAGUUUACACUAAAGACUACCUGCAUUCUUGUGGUCCAAACAGUGCUUUCACAAAACAUUCACCCAUUGUGUAACUAUCAGAACACUGUGAUAUGCGCUUUAUGCAUUGUUCUUCUAGGAAUUCUGCAAUAGUACCAUCAAGUGGUUGUUAACCAAAGUUGGGAUGUGAGAAUUCAAAUCUGUUUGUAUUUUUGUAUUCAAUUCUGUGGGGUAGCAAGGAAGGUGUCAUGGAAUGAGCUCAAUCAUGAGUGUCUUCAAUUUAACGAGAUGGAUUAAACAACACUGGCCAACUCAGUAGUUAUUCCUCUGA